This is a messenger RNA of Torulaspora globosa, 273 nucleotides long. It is a transcript of the gene SDH6, whose product is annotated as Sdh6p. Gene Ontology annotation, cellular component: mitochondrion. NCBI's taxonomy places the organism in Eukaryota, Fungi, Ascomycota, Saccharomycetes, Saccharomycetales, Saccharomycetaceae. Gene Ontology annotation, biological process: mitochondrial respiratory chain complex II assembly. Bases 1 to 273 code for a protein of 90 amino acids. The record is from RefSeq and is a predicted model, not a curated record. The transcript has a single exon.
AUGAGGGAUCAAAUCUAUAUGGUCACUCAAAAUAUGGUCAGAAGAUUAAGUGGUCUACAGAAAGAAGUGCUUCAUCUUUACAGAGCAUGUCUUAGGGUUGCACAUACAAAGCCAAAGGCAAAUCAAGCUCACUUUGUGCAGUAUACUCGCCAGGAAUUUGGGAAAUACAAGGACCUGCCUAAGAAAGACUUCACGACCAUUGAGCAUCUGCUGAGAGUUGGUCGCAAGAGAAUGGAAUCUUAUUCACGAUCCGAAUUAAAAGACAUCCACUGA